Molecule: messenger RNA, 1523 nt
Organism: Pieris brassicae (large cabbage white)
Lineage: Eukaryota; Metazoa; Arthropoda; Insecta; Lepidoptera; Pieridae
Exons: 5
Coding region: 153-1217 (354 amino acids)
Source: RefSeq, a predicted model, not a curated record
AUUGCAUCUAAGAGUAAUAAUAAAAAUACUAUGGAGUUAACUCUUUUCGAUGAUGUGGAUGAAACAGAUAUAUCAUGCAGAGAUAAAAUUCAGCUACUAUUACAUGAAUUGAAAGAGCAAGAUGAGGAGUAUAUGGAGGAUUGAAAGAAAAAAUGAUAAUAUACUGGCAUCAACCUUGGUAUCAAAGAACUGGUUGGCUAACUAGGAAAAUUGAGCAAAAUGAAGAUGAACAUGAAAAAUUUCGGACUGAUAAAUUUACCUUAACUGAAUGUGAGCGUGUGCAUAAAAAUUGGUUAAAAUUCGUGAAGAAAUUUCAGGUACCUGAUCAACCAGUGAGGUUAGCAAGAUGGAAAAGUAAAGGAAAAAGUAAAAUAAGUAAAUUUGGACCAGAGGAAUAUGUGAGACGUUAUAUCAUUUCCUAUCUUGCUAGAGGUCUAGAAAGAAAUCUCCACCAAGUAUUUCAACAUUUUAAUGUAUGCUAUGGUACACUUAAUAAGGGACCAUAUACAAAACUUGAAACAAAAGUAAUACAACUCUGUUAUUACCAUUUUCCUGAAGAUGCUGUACAGUAUGCUUCUCGAUUAUUAUGUAGAGAAACUAGAGGAGUUCAGAUGAAGAUACAUUUGGAUUUUAAAGAUAAUCUUAGAAAGAAAAGACCUAAAGUAAGAUGGAACUUGGACAGUGCAACAAAAUUUUUAAAAUUAAUCAUGAAAUUUACUGGUCUUCAUCUUGAAGAACUAAAAUAUAAAAAAAUUGACAAAUCUAUUUGGGUAAAGAUGGAAGAUGAGAUGGAUAAAGAUGCUAAAACAUUACAUUUUUUCUGGUACUAUUAUUUACAUGUUCAAAUAUUUGUAAAAUUAGACCUAAAACUUAAGAAAAUCAAAAAGAAAGUCAUAAAAGUAAUCGAAUCAUAUCCAUAUCGAGUUUGGACAGAUAUCAAUUGGAAAGAUUUAGUGCAACAUUUUCCUGAUGGUGUAACAUCUGGCUUUUUGUAUAAUAUUUGUGUCCAUUCUGCGAUACAAUAUAAAAAUUAUUUAAAAGCACCACUUCAUGAAGUUCUUGAUUUUGUAAAGGAGAAAAUUAAAACUUCAAAUAAACGCCUUAAAACAUUAACUUUAAAUAAUGAUGGCAUGUUAGAAGUUGUUUGUUACAAUAAUUCAAAACACAAAGAAAUUAAAGAAGAGAAAUAUUAUAACAACCUUUUAUUGAUACUGUAAUCACAUAUAAUAAUAGUCAUGGAAAUUGUCUAGGAAUUUCCUUUUUGAAACUAACAAAAAUAGUUCAUAUAAUUCUAAUAUUAUUCUUGUUUUAAUUUGGGUUUGUAAUAUUUAGUAACAUGACUUAGCCCCAAUUAAAAAGCAUAGAAACCUCACUAUGCUGUACACAAACGAACGGAUAUGUUGAUCCUUUAUUUUCUAAGUAGAACCUGUGUUUAAAAUGAUUACAAUACAAUGUUUUGUCCUGUGGUUGGUUAGCAGUAGGAUCAUUUUUUGUAGACAAUUUCAAUAGAUGAAAUAUGUAGC